AUGCCUAAAUCUAGCCAAACCCCUUCUAAAGCUAAAUCAUCAUCCAAGACUGAAGACAAAUCCAAGAACAUGAAGCCCAAAUCAAAGAAAAGUGUCAAAGCAUCAAGUGAACCCGCACCAACACCUGCUCCUUCUCCAUCUAUAUCCUCCAAUGUACCUAUACCAUCAUCCAUUGUUCCUGAUGCUCUCACCAUCCCCACCUCUACUGGACCUUCACUUUCAAAACCAACUACCCAUGCAUCUGUUCCUACUUCAAAAAAUACCUCUAAGUUAACCAAGAUCAAGGCUACCUCAAGAAAGUCUGUCAAGAAUGUUAAGGUAGUGCCUGAUGCUACUUCUCAAGUAGACACAAUGGUCAAGGAAGCUAUGGUUCAGGGGGAAUCAAUGUCAAUCACUACAAGUCAGAAAGAGGUAGAUACCACUAUUGUGGUGCCUGUGGUUGAGGGGGAAGAGAGUAAAGAACCAGUGCAAAAGGAGGCAUCUGAUGGCCUUUCAUUCAGUUGGGCAGAAGAUGAUGAUGAUAAUGGGGGUGAAAAGGAAGAAGGAGUUGUGGGCAGUUAUGAGGAACAUACUACUCAAGACAUCUCUAAUGAAGAGGAAAAGAGUGAGAAUAAGGGAGAUUUUGGUAAAGAGAAGGAGAGGAAGAAAUCCAGGAAGACUCAUGUAAAAGCAACAAAGUCUGCAGUCCCAACAAGAAAAGAAGUGGCUCCUCCUUCCAGGACUACUCUUACAAAGAGUAAAAGAAAGGUUGUUGAUGAACAAAUCAUUAAGGAGUUCAGAGGUGGCAAGAAGCCAAGGAAGCAAGUUUCAGUUGUGGAACAUAUGGUUGAAUUGGACGGAGAAGAUGAGUCUAAGGCUGCUUUGCCAGAAAAGUCCUCCACACAAAAGAGAAAGGUUUCCAAAGCUACAAAAACCGCUACCCCAUCUACAAGGGCCAAUAGAGGAAAGAAGAGAAAGAAUGUGCCAGUUGUGGUUGAUAGACUCACAGAGUUCAGGAACAGAAAAGUGCUCAUGGGAAGAUUCUUGCAAACACUGAUGAAAAAGGGAUGGCUCAACUAG
Messenger RNA from Nicotiana tabacum (common tobacco), 1059 nucleotides. Lineage: Eukaryota; Viridiplantae; Streptophyta; Magnoliopsida; Solanales; Solanaceae. The record is from RefSeq and is a predicted model, not a curated record.